Messenger RNA from Diorhabda carinulata, 561 nucleotides. RefSeq names its product DNA polymerase epsilon subunit 3 (gene Chrac-14). Gene Ontology annotation, molecular function: chromatin DNA binding; protein heterodimerization activity. The record is from RefSeq and is a predicted model, not a curated record. Bases 131 to 505 code for a protein of 124 amino acids. The transcript is spliced from 2 exons. Gene Ontology annotation, biological process: leading strand elongation; heterochromatin formation; DNA damage response. Lineage: Eukaryota; Metazoa; Arthropoda; Insecta; Coleoptera; Chrysomelidae. Gene Ontology annotation, cellular component: CHRAC; epsilon DNA polymerase complex.
GAACACACUUCUAGUAGCUAGUUGUCUUGGGUUGUGAAAGUCCGUUGUUAAAAAGGUUAAUUUCUUGUAGAAAACAAUUUAUAAGAAAAAACAAAUAAAUUGUGUUAAACAUUUAAAUUAUCUAUUAAUUAUGGCUGAAAAGCUAGAAGAUUUAAAUUUACCCAACACGUCUGUUCAAAAAAUUAUCAAAGAAGCUCUUCCUGAUAACAUUAAUAUAGGAAAAGAUGCACGAUCUGCAUUAUCUCGUGCCGCAUCAGUUUUUGUUCUUUAUGUAACAUCUCAAGCUUCCAACGAGGCUCAUAAAAAUAACAGAAAAACUUUAAUAGCCAAAGAUGUUAUUAAAGCUUUAGAAGAAUUAGAUUUUGUCAACUUUGUAGGACCACUAGAAGAAGCACUUAAAGAGUUCAAAGAAUCUAAAGUAAAAAAGUCUAAAAGUAAGAAACCAAGUGAAGAGAGUAAUAGCAUGGAUGAAGAUGAAAAGUCGGAAGUUGUAGAAGAUGAUUAGGAGAUAGGAUGUUAUUAGGUUAUUUUUUAUAUUUUAAAUAAAUUUGUUUUCAUACA